Rhagoletis zephyria (snowberry fruit fly) is the source of this 8556-nucleotide messenger RNA. Lineage: Eukaryota; Metazoa; Arthropoda; Insecta; Diptera; Tephritidae. The record is from RefSeq and is a predicted model, not a curated record.
AUGCACCUGAAGGCGACGAAGCCGAAGGAAACCACCACCACCAACAACAAUAAAACUUCGAUGGACCUGGGCGCUGAGCCGAUUCAGCCGGAGAUGAGCAGCGCCCUCGAGCUGCCCGGCUCGCCGCUGUACGUCGCCUGCGCCUACUCGGGUCGCAUUGCCGUCGCCUUCAAGUACGGGCACUCCUAUACGGCGGCUGCCCGUGGAGAUGGAAACAAGCGCUUCAUCAACAUUGGCAUCGCCGUCUACGAGUGCCAGUCGAGCGGUGGCUCCGACUGGAUCCUCGAGGACACCAUCAAGGUGGAGCGCAUACCGCUGCUGGAGCAGACCGAUGUGGUGGAUGGCGAUGUCGCGGCGGAAGAGGACCUCAUCGCCAGUCAGAAUGUCGCCUAUGACCUCGGGCCGCUGGUGGACAAGACGCUGAAGAACCAGCAGGCGUCGCUCAGUCUGACCACCAAGAUCGCGUCCUCUGGCGCCUCGCCCUCGAAUCCUUUCCUCUCUGCAAACUCUGACCAUCAGCAGCACCACUCUUCGGCAUCCUUUGAAGGCGCCUUGGAGGAGGGCUCUGGUGGUGGUGGCAGCAGCAAUCACCGCGUGGCCAACAUACAACGCCUGCUGGCGGUGCCCAGCUACACGACCAUUCAGUCGCUGCGGCGGCUCAUUGCCGAGCAGGGCAACCAGCCGGGCAGCUUCACGCAAAAGUCGCCGGUCCUGCUGGACUGGGUCUCCACCGAGGAUGGCUCGCACCUGCUGACCGCGUCGGCAGGGCACAAGGUCGCCCUCUUUGCGCCGGUCACGCAGCGAAAGUCGGUGGCGGCCGUGGCGGCGACGGCGACUACGACCACCGAAGCAAACAGACAGGCGGCCGCCCCGAGGACGUCGACCACCUCGAGCACCACGUCGACGCUCAUUCCGCAGCAGUCCUUUGGUGGCCCGGGAGGAGGAGGAGGAGGAGGAAGUACCUCCUCGCCGAGCAGCUUCACCCGCCAGACCUCCCAGCUGCUGUACAACCACAGCAGUGCUGCUGGCGGCCCUGGAGGCAGCCACAUCUCCGUCACGCGGUGGAUGGUGCUCCGGGUGGCGGAGCUGGCCUCGGUGGACGGCCUGCCGCCGCUGCCGAUGCAGCUCAGCUGGGUCCGCGACGGCAUCCUCGUCGUCGGCAUGGACAAUGAGAUGCUCAUCUACACGCAGUGGAAGCGAGCUGGGCCGCCGGCGCUGGUCGGCGGCUCGGCGCAGUCUUCAGCAGCGGCGGCUGAAAAGACCGCUACCAGCAACAGCAGACAGCAGCAACGACCGCUGGCCACCACCGCCGCCGCCGCAGUUCGACGCUACCCCUUUGACUCGGUGGACCUGCCGGCGGAGCGAUUUGUGGCGACCAGCAGUUCGGCGGGGGCUAAGGAUGCCACUGAAGCGACGAGCAACGAGAAGAACAACAUCAUCAGCUCCGGGGAGCACCAGCCGGACGACUAUGGCCUUUUUGAGGCCUUUCGCCUCAGCUCGCCGGUCAUUCCGCAGUACCACCCGCGGCAGCUGAUGGAGCUGCUCGCCUUCGGGAAGAUUCACCGCGUCCGCGCCAUUCUCUCGCACCUGGUCGCCUCGCUGUGCUCCAUUGGAGGCUCAAAGGAGGGCUACAACAGCUACAACCCGGCGAAUAUGGGCGGCCCACACGGCGGCGGCAGCUCAUUUGAGAAUGACGCCCGCAGUCCGCGCGCCUGGACCCGAACCAGGGCGCUCUCCAUUGCCCAGCAGCCGUCGCCGCAUGAAAGUGGUGGUGGAACUGGCGGCGGUGGCGCCGGUGGCUCCAGCGUCAGCCCCGGUCUGGACGGUCACACCAAUCCGAUCGUCGCCGAGGAGAUUCAGCUGGACUACACGGAGAUUGCCUCCAUUCGGCCGCUGCCGCUGUACGCCCUCCUCCAGGCAGACGAGGGCGUCAGCGCGGAGCGAACCAAAGCGAUGGAGGAGGCGAAGGCGAAGGCGAAGGCGAAGCAGGCGGCGAACAAGGUCGCCGGAGGAAGAGGCGCCGCCCUCGGAUCGUCCUCGGCCUUUACGCUGGACGGCGCCGAGGCGCUGGACGCGGACGCCCUCUUCGAGGACCUCUACAGCUACAAGACGCAAGUGGAGGAGACGCUGGACGAGUUUCUCGGCAACCGGACGGCCUUCAACUUCUCCAACCUGGCGACGAGCAAGUUCCUCAAGUCGGGCGGUGGUGGUGGUGACGGGGCUGCUGCUUCGGCGAACGCAGCCGCCGCCGCCGCCGGCGACGCCUACUACGAGGGCGAGCUGCACAUCAGCAUUCACUUUGACCAGCGGCAGGCGGCGCUGCUCAGCAAGCUGCUCACCCACUCGCACCUGCCCGGCCUGAGCAGCCUCGAUCAGAUGCACCUGCUGGCGUUGGCCGACUCUCUGGCCUCCUUUAGCGACCUGGCCGACAAGACGGGCGGGGGAGGGGGCGGCACCGGAGCAGGCGACAGCCUCUCCUCAACGCCGGCCACCGCCGAACCCUCCGCCAACUCGCUGGACGACUGCGGCCUGCGCUACCUACUGAACAUGCGCCAGCACGUCUACCUCCUGCGCUGUCUGCCGCUGAUGCAGCGGAAGGCGCUGCAGGCGGCCGGCCUCGGCCUCCACAACAUCAUCUGGGCCUUUCACAGCGAGACGCAGGAGGAGCUGGUGCAGCUGGUCACCAUGCCGGCCAAUCCCACUGCUGCUGCUGCAGGAGGAGCCAACCCCGCCCUCAAGUCGAUCACCUGGGCGGAGCUCCGCGAGGUGGGCGUCGGCUACUGGGUGCGCAAUAACGCCCUCCUCCGCAAGGUGAUUGAGCGGCUGGCGAAGGCGGCCUUCAAGGCGCGCAACGACCCCCUCGACGCCGCCCUCUACUACAUGGCCAUGCGGAAGAAGAACCUGGUGUGGGGCCUCUACCGCUCGGUGCAGGACCGCAAGAUGACCGACUUCUUCAGCCACGACUUUGGCGAGGACAAGUGGCGGAAGGCGGCGCUGAAGAACGCCUACGCGCUGAUGGGCAAGCAGCGCUUUGAGCACGCCGUCGCCUUCUUCCUCCUCGCCGGCUCGCUCUGGGACGCCGUGGAGGUGUGUCUGAACCGCCUGGACGACCUGCAGCUGGCGAUGGUCAUUGUGCGGCUGUACGACGGCGGCGACAUUGAGACGGUGCCCGAGACGCUGAAGCGGAUGCUCCAGGAGGAGAUUCUCGGCUACCGACAGGGCGGGACGGUGCAGGACCGGCAGCUGGCCCACCCGGACCCCUUUCUCCGCUCCAUGGCCUACUGGAUGCUGCACGAGUACAAUCUGGCGCUGUCGACGCUGCUCGAGGUGGGCGACGUGGGCAGUCGCCACCCGAAGACGGUGGAGGCGAUGAAUAGCAGCAACAGCGGUGGUGGUGGUGGUGGUGGAGGAGGACGUUCCACCUAUGCGACGCCCCAGCCGCCACCGACCAGCACAGGCAAUGCAGAAGAGGACGGCUCGGUUGGGAGCAACUUUGAGGGCCUCCACCCGGCGGUGUUCAACUUUUACCUGUACCUGCGCACGCAGCCGCUCAUCGUACGGCGGGCGCAGGUGGCGCAGCACAACAUUGGCACCACCGUGGGCAGCUCAACGGCGGCGGCAGCAGGAGCCCUAGGAGCAGGUGCGAAGAAGUUCACCCGCUCGACGUCCACCGCAAAGAAUGAGCCGGCCCCGCAGAGCAAAAAGUCGCACCUGUUUAGCGGGGCGACGAACCGGGCCGAUGCCAUCGCCAUCACCGCCUUUGAGCGGCGGCUCUUCUUCCUCACCGCCCACCGGCACCUGCGGGCGGGCUGUCCGGCGCUCGCCCUCGAGGUCCUCUCCCGCCUGCCCGCCAACAUUCUCUCCUACUCGGAGAAGAGCGAGCUGGAGGAGUGNACCCGCUCGACGUCCACCGCAAAGAAUGAGCCGGCCCCGCAGAGCAAAAAGUCGCACCUGUUUAGCGGGGCGACGAACCGGGCCGAUGCCAUCGCCAUCACCGCCUUUGAGCGGCGGCUCUUCUUCCUCACCGCCCACCGGCACCUGCGGGCGGGCUGUCCGGCGCUCGCCCUCGAGGUCCUCUCCCGACUGCCCGCCAACAUUCUCUCCUACUCGGAGAAGAGCGAGCUGGAGGAGUGCAGCCGGCGGAUGUCGCUGCCCGAGGCGGCGCUCCGACUCGCCGACGAUGGCCACCUGCCGCAGGCGGCGAAGCUCGCCGUCGCCACGCCCUCCAAGGCCGAAGAUCUGUUCUCUGGAGGAGGUGGAGGCGGUGGGGGAGGUGGCUUUGACUGGGGCGCGCCCACCUCGAGUCUCUUUGAGCCCACCACCUCCAGUCUGUUUGCGCCCACCGAGGAGGAGGAGUUUAAGAUUACCUUUGACGAUGAUGAGAAAAGUGAGGACGAUGAGGACGAAGAUGAGGGCGGACUGCAGAUGAAGGCGCCGGAAAAGGCAGCUGAGUCUUCAGAAGCCCCAGCAGCUGAUAGCAGCAGUAAAGAUCAGCAGCAGCAGCAGACAAAGAUUGACGUCAUGGCGCAGCAGUUCAAGUUCAUCGCCUGUCUGAAGAUUCUCAUGGAGGAGCUCAGCACGCUGGCCACCGGCUUUGAGGUGGACGGCGGCCAGCUGCGCUACCAGCUGUACAUCUGGCUGGAGCGCUCGGUGACCAUCCUCAAGGAGACCGUCAACUACCACACCUUCUCGCUGAGGUCUUCAAGCAGUGAAGGAGAUCAACAGCAGGAGGCGGCUCAUCAACAGCUUCCACCCACGGCCCACCCACAACCGCCGCUGCCCUCACUGCACGACAUUCUGCUCGCCGACAAGGCCGACUUUGAGUCGAAGAUGGAGCGCUGCCGGCGGCGGAAGAGCUGGCUGCUCGCCAAUGAGGCGCUGCUGCGCAACCUGCUCAGCUACUGUUCGCUGCACGGCGCCCACGGCGGCGGCCUCGCCUCCGUCCGCAUGGAGCUGAUCCUCCUGCUGCAGGAGCUGCAGCAGGACCGGACGCCGCAGCAGCAGCUGCUGUCGCCGCUGCCGCUGCCCACCACGCUGCCGCUGCUGACCGCCUCGGUGGCCAGUCAGAAGACGGUAGUGGCCGAUCCGAUUCGCUACCUCCAGUCGACCAUCCACGACAUUCUCGGCUCGCUGGCGGAGAUUGCCACGUACCACUCCUACGCCAGCUCGCUCUACAGUCUGGUGCACAUUCUGCGCGACCUGGGCAUCAGCCUCUCCUCCUGCGUCUACCAGUCGCUCUGUGACUGCGACACCGUCAUGCAGAAUGUAGCAGGAGGUGGUGGUGGUGGUGGGGGACGGACUUCGAAGAACAGCUCCAGCAGAGCACCUGCUCCACGACCACCGCCACCGCAGCAUCAACAGCUGACGGCCACCCGAAGCACCGGAGGAGGCGGAAGUAACCCCUCUGGUGAGCAGCUUCCUGGUGGAGCAGCAACCAGCUCGGCCAGCUCGGAGCUGCUCAUCAACGGCGGCGUCGGCCUCGGAUCCUCAACCAGCUCGAACGAGCCACUGGUGGCCACCUCGCCGCCCAGCAAGUGGCCCGGCGUGCAGUCCCUUCAGGCGUUGAUUGUCCGCGAGAAGGACGAGGACCUGCCGAAGCUGCACACGCUGCUCUGCGAGGCCUACGUCGCCGUCUACCUCAGUCAGCUGGUGUACGCGCUGACGAUCUGCGACGCGGGCAUCCUCUUCCGCCUGGUCGGCCUGCGCUUCACCGAGCGCAGCUGGGCGGACCUCUUUGGGGGCGGGGUGAAGCGGCUGCUCUGCUACGUGUCGGCCGCAUCAGUGGGCGGUCCGUCGGGGCUUGCCGGAGGCGGCGGUGCUGCUGGGGGCGGAGCUGUUCCUGCGGGCGGAGCUCCGGUCUCGCCCAAUGACCUGCUCAACGGCGGAGCGCCGCACAAUGACCUGCUGAACACGCUCUCCAAGCAGCGCAUGAAGCUGCACAUGAAGAUUCUCGAGCAGCUGAACCAGGCCUCGGGGGCGAUGCAGGCGGCCGGAGCGGCGGCCGUCGAUGUGGUCAGCGCCGUCAGCACGGGCAUGGUCAACGUGGCCACCAGCCCCAGCAGCACCUUCACCAGUCUGGGCAAUCAGUUUGGAGGCGGAGGAGGUGGGGCUGUUCCUGGAUCAGCAGCCUCCUCCUCUGCAGCAGCCACGGUGCCCGCCACCGCCGAGCAGCGACCCACCUACCGGGAGACCUUUGUGCCGCCGGCGGUGUCGCUGGUCAACUACCUGAUGAGCAAGCCGGAGCUGGCGGACGAGCUGCGCCACCUCGACUACGACUCGAACGCCUCCGAGGGCGAGGGGGGCGGCGAGGAGGGCGAGGACUUUGAGGACGGCGGCAUUGGCGGCAAGUUUCGCAGUGAGCUGGCGGCGAAGAGCGGCGGCGAGAAGAAGGACGACGACGACGAGCCGGACGAUGAGGAGUACGACAACUGGGCAAACGAGGGCGGCGGAAGUGGCGGCGCCUCGAAGAAGAAGUCGAAGCAGGACCUGGCGGCGGAGAAGCGCAAGGCGAACCUCGAGUACGACCUCUACGCGUGGUGCAUCAUUCGGCUGGCGGUGGCCCGGCUCGCCUACGAGCAGCUCGACCGCUUCCUCACCGUCUCCGGCCUGGAGAAGGGCGACCUGCCGACGACCAGCCCGGCGAUUCACGCCAUGCUGAAGACGCUCAAGCGGUGGCAGUACUCGCUGGCCUUCUACAUGAACGAGUUCACCCACCUGCCGGACCGCUUCCUCCCCAACAUGUACGUGGACGGGGAGAAGACCAGCGGCCCGGUGAUUGCCAAGUACAAGUCGCUGCUGGAGACGAACAACACGCCCUUUAGGGGUGGCGGCGGCGGCAGUGGCAGCAGCAGCUGCUCGCUGAAGGCGAACAAGCGCCUGUGGAACUACCUGGUGCGGCAGCGCAGCGUCCAGGACGUCUUCAUUCGGUACAUCUACGCGAAGGCGAAGGCGGCGAAGCUGGCGCGGGACCACGGCGCCACCGCCAUCUGCAACUCGCUCUCCGGGUCGGCGCUCAACGAGUCGGCGGGCGGUGGCGGCGGUGGAAGUUCCGAAGGCGGAAAUACCGCCUCUGACCAGAGGACGAUGCAGCCGGGCAGUGAUCGGGAAGAUGCUCAGCAGCAGAACCAACAGAAUCAGCAGCAGCAGCCCGAGCUGGCGACCUUUGGCGGGCCGAUGGGCCGGCGGAUGCCCGAGCCGCUGCGCAUCGUCCACAAGGACCAGGACCAGAUUACCGCCUUCUGCCUGAACCGGUCCUCGUCGCCGGGGCUGCUCGCCAUCAGCACGCAGAAGGAGAUUCAGGAGCUGAACAUUCGCCCCCUGCUGGACGCCUGCGUGCCCUGGCUGGAGGAGGACACCGAGAUGGACAUUCUCAACCUAAGGCAGAAACACGACCUCGCCUACUCCACCUCCUCCUACGUGGACUUUCUCCUGGUGCAGCAUCCCUCGGACCGGCUGCAGACGUCGCCCGGCGGCCAGGCCAUGGGACGACAGCAGCCGCUCAGUGCAGGGGCAGGAGGGGCGGCGGCUGGAAGCCAGCAGACGCCCACUAAGCAGCCAGUUCUGCUCAAGCGACACAAGACGGAAACCGUCCGCCGACUUGCCUCUCACCCUUCACUUCCACUCUAUCUGUCGGGCGGGCAGGACGGUAGCGUCGUCCUGUGGGAGUUCAACCACCAGUUGCCCAUUAGUACGCCCCGUUCGCCGGGCACCUUCGCCAAGGUCACCCGGGUGGCCUUCAACCAGCAGGGCAACAAAUUUGGCGUCGCCGACACUGACGGCAAUCUCAGCCUCUGGCAGGUGCUCGCCGGCCACAGUCAGCCUUACUUUACCUACCUCUGCCACAACAAGACCAUCAGCGACUUUACCUUCCUCGGCUCCAGCUCGCUGGUGAUGACCGCCGGCCACUCGGCCGAUCACCGCAACGUCGUCCUCUGGGACACGCUGAUGCCCACGAAGAAGUGCCUGGUCAGCUCCUUUGGCGCCCACGAACAUGGGGCGGCCUCGAUCGCCUACGGCCCCCUCAAUCAGAUUGUCAUCACCGGGGGAAAGAAGGGCGAGGUGGCCAUCUACGACAUGCGCCAGCGCCUGCAGCGAGACCGCUUUCAGGCGCACGAGGGCGGCGGCAGCGGCGCCGCCGUCAAGGCGAUCGCCCUCGACCCGGGCGAGGAGUUCUUUGCCACCGGCUCGGCGGACGGCGAUAUCAAGGUCUGGUCACUGACCGGCGCCACGCCGCGCCAGCUGCUCUUUAGCUUUCCGGCGGAGCACACGCGCAGCACCUUCUUCCGCAGCAUGACCGCCGGCACGACCGGCGUCUCGCAGCUGUACAUUGACGGCAGCGGCCGCCUGUUCUCCUGCGGCGCCGACGGCUCGCUGAAGAUGCGCCACAUUCCCACGGUGGAGUGCCAGCCGAGGUGGUUCUUCGCCCCCGGGUCGCCCUCCACGCAGCAGGCGCUCUUUGGCGGGGGCGUCGGCGUCGAUGAGUACUACGGAGGGGGCUUUCGCGGCAAUGAGCACAGCUUCAUCAACGGCAACGGCGUCGUCAGCUCCUACUACUGA